This is a messenger RNA of Chlamydomonas reinhardtii, 4804 nucleotides long. RefSeq lists its product as uncharacterized. Bases 102 to 3923 code for a protein of 1273 amino acids. The record is from RefSeq and is a predicted model, not a curated record. Lineage: Eukaryota; Viridiplantae; Chlorophyta; Chlorophyceae; Chlamydomonadales; Chlamydomonadaceae. The transcript has 9 exons.
UGCACUAGCGGGGCGCAGCGGACGUGCAAAACACUGAAAAUAGCUUUGACAGCUUGAUCGUUUACACAACACGCUACUAUUAGCAAAUCAAUAGCACUCGAAUGCGCCACAUAGGUGCCGGCGCGCCUGGGCCGAGCGGCCAACAUGAUCACUUCCGCCGCUUGCACGGAAACAGGACGGCGCUGCUGGCCUGCACCGGCACGCUCACCACGGUCCCGGUCCCGCGCAAUCACCACAGCCACCGUGCACCCUCCAGCGCCACCCCCGCUGGCCCUGUCCCCCGGCACGCCCCGUCGCCACGCACCGUGACCGCCGCGGCCUGGCCCGGCGGCCACUCCUCCCCCACGUCCUCCCCCACAUCCUCGUCCCUACCACCCGUAUCAGCCGCCUCCGCGCCGGCGCGGCGUGACGACGACCUGGACCCGCCCGUGCCCUUCCUGCGCCCACUCCUCUCCGCCGUGGUCGCCGUCAGCGCCGGCCGCCUGGCGACCCUGCCGCCGGCCCUGCUGACGUGGCUGCUGCGACUGCUGAGUCAGCUGGGCCCGGUCGCGCCGCCGCCGGGCGCGGGCUGGCUGGCCGAGGCGUACGGCGCGCUGGCGGGCUGGCUGCCGGGGCUGACGCCGGGGCUGGCGGCGCAGGCGUUCCUGGCCAUCAGCAGUCUGGCUGGCAAGCAGGUGGAGGCCAGCGGCCCGGCGGCGCCCCAGGCGGCGGCGGCGGCGGCGCAGCUGCUGCUGCUGCCGGCGCCGCCUCGCGACGUGCUGGUGGCGCUGUAUGACCGCAUGGCUGAGGGCUGCCGGGCGGGCGAGCUGGAGCCGCGCCUGGCGCUGCAGUGCCUGGAGGCGGCGGCGGACGCGGCGGCGGCGGAGCUGGGCGGCGCGGUGCCGUCCAGCGCCGGCGGUGCCGCCGCCGUGGGGUCAGGGGCAUCAGGAGGCGGCGGCGACAGCAGUAGCAGUGGGGCCUUCGGCCGGCGUGCAGCAGUGCUACAGCCGCCCAUGCCGCGGGAGACGGCGGCGGCGCUGCUGCUGCGGGCUGCUGGGCUCACGGCCGCAGCGAGUGGCGGCACUGGCAGUAGCAGCACUGGCAGUAGCAGCGGUGUGGCUGGGACGUCGCCCGCGGCGGCGGCGGCGGCCGUCGCGGCGGCGUCGCGGGGCCUGGUGGCUGCUGCCACGCUCGUGUCGCCGCCGGGCGGACCCGCCCUGGGACCGCUGGCGGCUCACCUCGCCGAGCAGGGCGCCGUGGCCUAUGCCGGCAGUAGCAGCAGCAGCAGCAGCAGCAGCAGCAACAAAGACUCUGUGGCGGCGGCAGUGGCGGCGGGCGCGCGGCCGGACCUGUAUCUGGACGGCCUGGCGGCGCUGUGUGCGUCGACGGCGCCGCCGCUUGAGCCGCCGGCUGCGACGGCGCUACUGCGCAGUCUGGAAGCGCUACUGCCGUACUUGACGCCGCUGCAGGUGUGCCGCGCUAUCGCCGUGACCAGCUGGCUGGCGGCGCCGUCACAGCCCGCCGCCGCCACGGCCUUCGCCAGCGGCCCCGCCGCCGCCGCCCUGGCGGCGGCGCUGCCCGCGAUGCCGGCGCCGCAACUAGCGGCGGCGCUGGCCGCGCUACCGCCGGCGCUGCGGCCGGCGCCGGUGGAGCUGGCGGUGGCGGCGGCGGAGGGUCUGCGGCGGGCCCUGGCGGCGGCUGACAGUGACGACCUGGCGGAGGUGCUGCGGCGCAUGCAGGAGGUGGAGGCGCUGCCUGGGUACGGCUGGCAGGGCGCGCUGGCGGCGGAGGCCAGCCGCCGACUGCAGGAGCAGCCGCCGCGCAGCGGCGGCGGCGGCGCCGCCGGCGCCGCCUCCGCCUCCGCCAGCUCCUCGCUGCUGCCGCCGCCGCUGGCCGCCAGCUACCGGGCCGAGUUCGUAAACACGCUGUACGUGCUGGCCGCGCUGGGGUACAGGCCCGGUACGAACUGGACGGGCGUGGCGGUGGCGGCGCUGGCUCCGGCUCAGCUGUACGGCCUGAGUGCGGGGCAGCUGACGUCGGUGCUGUGGGCGCUGGCGAGGUUCGGACACCGCGCAGAGCCGGGGCCGUGGAGCACCGCCGCUGUGCAGGCGCUGCAGCUGCAGCUCCCGGCGCUGGCCCCGCACCAGCUGAGCUACGGGCUGGGCUCGCUGCAGCGGCUGGGCUGCCGGCUGGCCGGGCCCGUGCUGGACGAGCUGCUGGAGGCGGCGGCGGCCAUGAUCAGCAGCGGCAGUAGCAGCAGCGGCAGCAGUAGCAGUAGCAGUAGCAGUAGUAUUGGGGCGGGUGCCAGUGCUGCCGGAGGCAGUGGGAGCGGCGGCGCGGUCACCGGCCCUGCCGCGGCGGCUGGCGCUGCUACAGCCGGCGGCUACUCGGCUCCCGACCUGGUGCUGCUGCUGAUGACUGUGGCGCGGCUGCAGCACGUGCCCAGCUACGCCUUCACGGAGGCGGUCACGGAGCGGCUGAGGCCACACAUCGCCGCCGCAGCCGCAGCCGCAGCCGCCACAGCCGCCCGCUACCCCUCUGCUGGCGGCGCCGCUGCCAGCAGCAGUGCUAGCAGGGGCGAUGGAACUGUUGGCGGCAACAGCAGCAGCAGCAGCGGGAGUGACAAUGGGUAUGGGGCCGGCGGUGCGACGUUGGGCCAGGGUGACGUUGGCGCGGGCUUGUUAGGGCCGGCGGCGGCUGCGCCGCCACCGCCGCCGCCUCCGGUGCGCGGUGCGCCGGUGGUUGUGGCCAUGGCUGGGCCGGGCGGGGAGCUGAUGGUGGUGGAGCCGCUGACGUGUCAGGAGCUGGCAUCGGUGGGGUAUGCGCUGGCCAAGCUGCACAGCCGACCCGAGUCUGACUGGCUGUCCCAGUACAUGGAGGCGUGUGAGGCGGCCAUGGGCGGCUUCGAGGCCGACCACCUGGCCUCACUGCUGUGGUCUGUGGGGGAGCUGGGGCAGACUCCCAGCCCCAGCUGGCUGGCCGCCUUCCUGGCCGCCGCGCGCCCCCGCCUGCCCGCCUUCGCGCCGCCCGACCUGGUGUCGGUGCUGUCCAGCCUGGCCGCGCUGAGGGCGCCGCCGCCCGCGGCCUGGCUGGGCGAGGCGCUCACGGCGGUGGGCGCGAGGGUGGGCGGCGUGGACGGCGCGGGCGUGACGGCGCUGCUCAAGGCGCUGGUGGACUUGGACGCGCGUGUCAGCAACCCGGAGUGGUACGACGCGCUGUGCAGCCAGGUGUCGGGCUUCCUGCCGCUGCUGCGCCCAGCCGAGCUGGCCUCCCUGGUCUCCUCCCUGGCGGCCCUGGGACACACGCCCAACUCCGAGUGGCUGCAGCGGGCAGCCGCCGCCGCCUUGCGCGCACACGCCAUCUCAGCCGCCGCCGCGUCAGCGGCCGCCACUGCCGCCUCCCGGCAACAGCAGCAGAACCAGCAGGACGGAACCCUCAACGCCGUGAUGCCGCGGCAGCCCGCAGCUUCCGGUGUCGCCCCUGCGCCUGCCUCCAGCUUCAUGCCUACGGGUCUGUCGGGCUUUGGCAGCGGUGCUGCCUUUGGCGGUGGCGGCGCAGGUGGCGGCGGCGGCGGCGGCCCCGCCGGUGUGGUGCUGAGCCCGGCUCAGUUGGAGGCGCUGGUGCUGGGCCUAGCCAAGCUGGGGGCGGAGGUGCCGGCGCCGCUGCUGCAGUCCUACAUGGCUGCCAGCGCCGCCUCACUGCCACAGCAGCAGCCGGAGCGUGUGGCGGCCGCAGCCUCCGCGCUGGCGGGCGCCCGCCUGGCGCCAACCGCCGAGUGGUUGGACGCGCUGGUGGGCGCCGUACGGCGCGACGUCAUGUCGUACACGCUCGUGCAGCUGGACGCGCUUUCGCGUGCGGCGGCGGUGUUCGUGGAGCUGGUUCCGGACCACAGCGCCACACGUGACCUUCUGUCGUUCCUGCGCGAGUUUUGUUUGUACAACUGAGGCUGCUCACCCGUUUGAUUCUGAGAGGAAGGUGAGGUUACGAUAGGUAAACUUCGGCUAGAAGGAAGGAGGCGCAGGAGUGCUGUUCGUGCCACCGGCGAUUGGGCAGAGACGCUCCACGUGGUGAGACGGUGACGGGCUGCAUGGUUCGGCUUUAUCUCACCGCGUAAUGCCUGUGACACGCUUGUGUUGCAGUGUUGCAAAGGGUUUAAGUGUUGGACCACUAGUGGGAAGGGCGGUUUCUCUCUAGGCCGGAGAAGGUCGGCUGGGUGCGGUGCGCCGUUGUUGAUGGGAUUGUAAUUUCCUUCAUGGCACUCCUUGGUGAGAGCGCCCACGAGGGGCUGAAUAUCUCUAGGGAAUGCAAAGGCCCAGCGCUUGGAGCAUAGAGUUUUGGGCCCUGCCCCGUCUCAAAGAAAUUGCUAGAGUUUGCUAGUGCGGUAAGUAAUGGGGUCCAAUCGGGGCCAAUGCGCCGUCAGCCGUGCUCCCAUGCACACUCAAGGAGAUCCAGGCAUGCACUUCUGCUCUGCCGCUGCAAACUGUUUGCUGUCUGCUUGGGGUAUGGGCGUCAGCUGCACCCUACGGGACCUCGCCAACCUGCCUAAACCCUGUCCCAUCACACACUUGAGGAGAUGACACGGGCGUCCGGUUGCCUGGCGGGUCAUGGUACGGAUUGCAACAUCGCGUCAAACCUGGAUAGGCAAAACGGCACUCAUAAGGUUGGAUGCAGUGCGGGCGCCUCAGUUCUGCCUGCGGCCUGUCUAACACCCGCAACAGAGUUCUUCAGCUGCGUGCUCUCUGCCUCCUCAACUGCCGCCCUCACGGUCGGGCACGUGGAGUUAGGAGUUGCAAUGCUCACUGCCCGCCCAGUUCACCAUCCCCAC